GUGAGAACAUACGAGCCUUGCUUCAAUUAUGACCACACGUUCUAGACAACUCUUGGAUAAAUACAUUCCUAUGCAGCACCUGGCUCAAAUACCAUGGCUUCCAAUCUGAUUAGAGCAAGCUCAAGCUUGGUUCUAGUGAUUUUAGUAGCUCUCACAGUUCAAAUCUUUUACUUCUCACCCAUAGAUCCAGUUUUUCUGGAUAUAAUAAAACCUGCAUCUUCAACCAAAGACAACAAAUUACAGGAUAUCAUUAAACUGGGAGAAGGACUUGUGAAGGAACCAGAAGAUGUUUCUGUGGAUAAAGAAGGGACUCUCUAUGCAGUUACUCGUGAUGGUUGGAUUAAAAGAUUGCGCAGGAAUGGAAAUUGGGAGGAUUGGAAGCAUAUAGAUAGUAAUACCUUGCUAGGAUUCACAACAGCCAAAGACGGUGGUCUCAUUAUUUGUGACACUGACGAGGGUUUGCUCAAAGUUACAGAAGAUGGUUUCAGUGUAAUCGUUUCACAAGUAAAUGGUUCUCCCUUAAGGUUUGCAGACGACGUGAUAGAAGCCUCGGACGGGAAUAUAUAUUUCAGUGUUGUUAGUACAAAAUUUGAUGUUCAAUAUUGGUACAUGGAUGUGUUAGAGGCAAGACCUCAUGGACAACUUCUCAAGUACAAUCCCACAUCGAAUGAGACUGUUAUUUUGCUCGAUGACGUUGCCUUUGCUAACGGCGUUGCACUCUCCAAGGACGAAGAUUAUGUUGUGGUCUGUGAAACUUGGAAAUAUAGGUGUCUGAGGCAUUGGUUAAAAGGAGAAAAGAAAGGCACAACAGAUAUUUUAAUUGAUAACCUCCCUGGUGCACCUGAUAACAUCAAUCUUGCUCCUGAUGGAUCUUUCUGGAUAGCUUUGCUUCAGUUGACUACUGAAGGAUUGGAGUUUGUGCACGAGUACAAGAUAACCAAGCACAUCGUUGCUUCAUUUCCAAGGCUAAUCAACUUUGUCAAUGGUGCAAAGACGAAAGCAACGGUGGUGAAUGUGGCAACUAAUGGCACGAUAGUGAGAAAGUUUGAUGAUGGUGAUGGGAAGGUCAUUACAUUCGUGACUUCAGCUGUUGAGUUUGAGGACCACCUUUACCUAGGCAGUCUUAAUACCAACUUUGUUGGGAAAUUACCACUGUAUAGUGCAUAGAGUAGUGAAGUUCAGCUCUGAUUGAAAAGUGGUUUGUCUCAGCUUGGAACAAGCAAAAGCAUCUUCUUAUGUGAGUGAUUCAAGACCAAGCACAUAUAGGAGAAUAUUUACCCUAUUAUGCAAAUUUGUUGUUCACCUUUUGUUAGUACCAGAACUAGUACUCAGUAAAUAAAAUAAAAGAAAACUUUAGUGGUCAGAAAAUAAAAAAGAUCAUCAAUUAGAUAGCACCAGGGACGGAUCAAUGCAGGCCCCUGCCUCCCUUGAGAACCCUCACUCCCACUCUCACCAAGAUAACCAAGCAGUUACAUCAAGCAAUAUAAGCAUUAUAAGACCAAGCA
Molecule: messenger RNA, 1505 nt
Organism: Cajanus cajan (pigeon pea)
Lineage: Eukaryota; Viridiplantae; Streptophyta; Magnoliopsida; Fabales; Fabaceae
Product: protein STRICTOSIDINE SYNTHASE-LIKE 4
Cellular component (GO): endomembrane system
Molecular function (GO): hydrolase activity
Source: RefSeq, a predicted model, not a curated record